UUCUCACGUUACAGUCUUACAGCUUACGCCAUUAGCUUGUGAAUAGUUCAAAUAUGUAUUAAGGCAAAGCUCCAUACAAACAUCAGACUACACAUUACCGGAAUAAUCAUUUCUUGCACCGUCGUUGUACAUUCCGCUGAUAAAGAAUAGAAGGCCUUUAGUCACUGUGAGGAACCCAUCACCAGAUGAACGCCCCUCCUAAUCUACUGUAGUUUGUUUGACUCUGCUGAAGAAGAUGGUCGCUCUCCUCAUCCUCAGACUGCCACACUGAUCACCUUCACAGCACCACAAACACACAAUGGAGAGGAAACGCCGAAAGAAAUGAAAACUCAAGCCAUGUGUUAUUCAGGCUUCUCUGCGUUUUGGACCUAAACCAUUUCAAAACUAAAACACGUUUGUUACCUUUGAGGACACUGACCGCAGGGAUCAUGAUCGUACGGCUGUGCUUGCUUUUGGCCUUUUUAGGGGCUGGAUUUCCUCUGGUGGGCACAGAAAAAGACAGUGGACCAUUUUUAACCCCUUUUCCUCCUCCUCCUCUAAAUGCUGAUGCACACUUAAGCCCAAACUGCUCACAGCUCACGCUAAAACUGGACUUCUCAACCCAAGUGGUCAAGCAUGAGUACAUCGUUGCAUUUAAUGGAUACUUCACAGCUAAAGCACGCAGUGAUUUCAUCAGCAGCGCCCUGCGGGAUGUAGAUGCGGUGAAAUGGCGCAUCGUACGGCGGGACAAUCCUGCCAGCGAUUACCCCAGUGAUUUUGAGGUGGUGGAGAUCAAGCAGGACACCCGCAACAGCCUGCUCACCCUCCAGGACCACCCCUAUAUCAAACGUGUGACGCCCCAGCGCAUGGUCCUCCGCAGUCUCAAAUUCACAGACUCUGGCACUGAUGGGGCAUCCCCAUGCAAUGACACACGCUGGGUGCAGAAGUGGCAGUCGUGGCAGUCAUCAAGGCCACUCAGGAGGACUAGUCUGUCUCUGAGCUCUGGUUUCUGGCACGCCACAGGAAGACACUCCAGUCGGCGUCUCCUGCGGGCCAUCCCUAGACAUGUCGCCCAGAUACUGCAAGCAGAUGUGCUCUGGCAGAUGGGACACACUGGCUCCGGAGUGAAGGUAGCAGUAUUUGACACUGGUCUGAGUGAGAGGCAUCCUCACUUUAAAAAUGUUAAAGAAAGAACCAACUGGACCAACGAGAAAACGCUGGAUGAUGGGUUGGGUCAUGGCACAUUUGUUGCUGGAGUGAUUGCCAGUAUGAGAGAGUGUCAGGGCUUCGCUCCUGAUUCUGAGCUACAUAUCUUCAGAGUUUUCACUAAUAAUCAGGUUUCAUACACCUCCUGGUUCUUGGAUGCCUUUAACUAUGCUAUCCUGAAGAAGAUAGACGUUUUAAAUCUCAGCAUAGGGGGACCAGAUUUUAUGGACCAUCCUUUCGUUGAUAAGGUUUGGGAGCUCACAGCCAACAAGGUGAUUAUGGUGUCUGCUAUUGGCAAUGAUGGCCCACUUUAUGGAACUCUAAACAAUCCAGCUGAUCAGAUGGAUGUUAUAGGUGUUGGAGGGAUUGAUUUUGAGGACAACAUUGCCAGGUUUUCAUCCAGGGGCAUGACAACAUGGGAGCUGCCGGGGGGCUAUGGCAGGGUGAAGCCUGACAUUGUGACGUACGGCUCUGGUGUGCGCGGUUCGGGAUUGAAAGAGGGCUGUCGAUCUCUCUCUGGCACUAGUGUUGCAUCACCUGUAGUAGCAGGAGCUGUCACACUGCUGGCCAGCACUGUGUUGAACAGAGAGUUGGUGAAUCCGGCCAGUAUGAAGCAGGCCCUGAUCGCCUCGGCUCGCAGGCUCCCUGGCGUCAACAUGUUUGAGCAGGGCCAUGGCAAACUCGAUUUACUCAGAGCCUAUCAGAUCCUUAACAGCUACAAGCCGCAAGCCAGCCUGAGUCCAAGCUACAUCGAUCUGACCGAAUGCCCGUACAUGUGGCCCUACUGCUCUCAGCCCAUUUACUACGGAGGCAUGCCAACAAUUGUCAACGUGACCAUUCUUAAUGGUAUGGGCGUGACAGGACGGAUUGUAGAGAAGCCCAUCUGGCAGCCCUAUCUCCCUCAGAAUGGAGAUUAUGUGGACGUGGCGGUGUCUUACUCGCCUGUGCUCUGGCCCUGGGCCGGAUACCUGGCAGUUUCUAUAUCUGUGGCCAAAAAAGCAGCAUCUUGGGAAGGCAUCGCUCAGGGUCAUGUCAUGGUUACAGUGGCCUCCCCUGCAGAAAAUGACUCUGCAAUAGGUGGUGAAAUGACCUCCACGGUGAAGCUGCCAGUGAAAGUGAAGAUAGUCCCCACUCCUCCACGCAGUAAGAGGAUUCUGUGGGACCAAUACCACAACCUGCGCUACCCGCCUGGAUACUUCCCCCGAGAUAACCUGCGCAUGAAGAAUGAUCCGCUUGACUGGAAUGGUGACCAUAUUCAUACUAACUUCAGAGACAUGUAUCAGCACCUUCGCAGCAUGGGCUACUUUGUUGAGGUCUUGGGUGCACCAAUCACAUGCUUUGAUGCCAGUCAAUAUGGAACCUUGCUGAUGGUGGACAGCGAAGAGGAGUAUUUCCCAGAAGAGAUCACCAAGUUGAGGAGAGACAUUGAUAAUGGCCUGUCUCUCAUCAUCUUCAGUGACUGGUACAACACAUCAGUCAUGAGAAAAGUCAAGUUCUAUGAUGAAAACACCAGACAGUGGUGGAUGCCGGACACAGGGGGCGCUAAUGUGCCAGCUUUGAAUGACCUGAUCUCAGUGUGGGGAAUGGCCUUCAGUGAUGGCCUGUAUGAGGGAGACUUCACCUUAGCAGAUCAUGACAUGUAUUAUGCAUCUGGGUGCAGCAUUGCUCGUUUUCCCGAGGAUGGGAUUGUUAUCGCUCAGACAUUGAAAGAUCAAGGUCUGGAGGUCUUGAAGCAAGAGACUGCAGUGGUGGAAAAUGUGCCUGUGCUUGGACUGUACCAAACGCCCUCUGAUGGGGGAGGUCGCAUUGCACUCUAUGGAGACUCCAACUGCAUUGAUGAUAGUCACAGGCAGAAAGACUGUUUUUGGCUGCUGGAUGCUCUGCUUCAGUACACUUCCUACAGCAUGACUCCGCCCAGCCUCACCCACUCAAAAAACAGAAUGGUUCCCCCUACAGGCAUAGAGAGGCCAUUACCACAGAGAUUAGAAGGGAAUCACUUGUACCGUUACUCCAAAGUGCUGGAGGCUCAUCUGGGUGAUCCCAAGCCUCGUCCUCUUCCUGCAUGCCCUCAUCUGUCUUGGGCCAAACCUCAGCCACUAAAUGAGACUGCUCCUAGCAAUCUGUGGAAGCACCAGAAGCUUCUGUCAGUGGACAUGGACAAGGUUGUUCUGCCUAACGUCAGGCCUUAUCGGCCUCAGGUUAGACCCCUGUCUCCUGGCGAAAGUGGAGCCUGGGACAUUCCUGGAGGAAUAAUGCCUGGACGCUAUAAUCAAGAGGUGGGACAGACCAUCCCGAUGUUUGCCUUUCUUGGUGCCAUGGUUGUGCUUUCCUUCUUUGUAGUGCAAUUGACCAAAGCCAAGAGCAAACCCAAACGCAGGAAACCCAGAGUGAAACGGCCACUUUACCUUCAACAACAGCAACAGCAAACCCCUCACUCAGGCAAAAACCCCACCGUAUGAUCGGCCACAUCUGGACAAACCUAAUGGGGAAGGGUCUUCCCUGAGGUGUGUGUGAUACCGUAACCCCGUGAAAAUGAGAUUGUUGGACUCUUGUUGAGAAAAACCAGCAGCCACCUGAGCUCAGACGAGGGCUUUGCUUGGAGAUCAGUGUUCCUCUCCUGUCUUUAUUCAACACAUGCCUUUCAAUUCAGUGACCAAAUGGAGGAAUGUUUCCUUUUUUAAUUUAUUGAUGAUGAUGAUGAUUAAUUGACUGUUGACCUUUUGCUUUAUACGGCAAGUUCAGACAGACACCAGCCAUUCAGUUUCCUCGAUCAACUGGACUUGUUUCCUACACGUCCUCAUUUUUGUAUUCCGUCAGACUGUGUUUUUAUAAAAGCGUUGUGUGCUUGCGUCUUUUGUAAAUAGCCCAUCAUGAUUUCACUGUUGUUGGUGUGGAAUUAUCAAUGUUUUAAAUAUAUCUUAUCCGAUAUAAAGCAAGAAA
Danio aesculapii is the source of this 4125-nucleotide messenger RNA. RefSeq names its product membrane-bound transcription factor peptidase, site 1 (gene mbtps1). Gene Ontology annotation, molecular function: serine-type endopeptidase activity. Gene Ontology annotation, cellular component: Golgi apparatus. The transcript has 23 exons. The record is from RefSeq and is a predicted model, not a curated record. Gene Ontology annotation, biological process: proteolysis. The coding region runs from base 429 to 3644 and encodes 1071 amino acids. NCBI's taxonomy places the organism in Eukaryota, Metazoa, Chordata, Actinopteri, Cypriniformes, Danionidae.